Messenger RNA from Arabidopsis lyrata subsp. lyrata, 1359 nucleotides. RefSeq lists its product as uncharacterized. The transcript has a single exon. The record is from RefSeq and is a predicted model, not a curated record. The coding region runs from base 34 to 807 and encodes 257 amino acids. Lineage: Eukaryota; Viridiplantae; Streptophyta; Magnoliopsida; Brassicales; Brassicaceae.
GACUCUCUUCUCCUAAAUUAGGGUUUUACAACAAUGUCUCAGCUUUUGUUGUGCCGAAUCUCAAAGCUCUCAUCAGCCCGGAACCAUUUCCUCUGUUUCCGACGGUCAAAAUUCUCUACGGCCACGGCGGCGGCAACACCUUACCUCCUCCUCGGCGACGAUGUUGUCGGAAUAUCUCCUUGCGGUGGAAAAGUUGUCAACUUUAACCUAUACGAUCCGAGGAGACAAGAGCAAGUGAAGAUCGAAAACAAGAUUCUAUCAAAGGAGGUCUAUAAAUCUCGUAGGAUAGGAUCAUCAAGAGGAUGGUUAGCUUUGGUGAACAAGAAAGAUUUAACAGUGCGUCUCACUAACAUCUUAAACCCUUCGAAGAAGAUCAUUUCUUUACCUCCAAUAACCAGAGACAAAUAUGAACACCAUGUUAAUGUCUCUGUCUCAUCUUCAAAUGAAGAAGAUUGUGUAGUCGCCGUCAAGUUUUACGGGUCACGAGUCAGUCUUUGUCGAACUGGUGACUCCGAGUGGACUCGCAUCAACGUGCCUUGCCCAUCUUUCCAUUCUUCUACCGUCAUUUACUCGGAGAGAGACCGGAGAUUUUACUUGAACAAUUGUAACCCUGACUACACUGGUCCAACAGAUUUCACACCGAAAACCGGUUUUCCCACUCCGGUUAGUGGCUACAAGAGAUUCCUCUUCUCUAACUUUCUUGACGAAUUACCAGAGUUGAAGAACGAAAUGCGUCUCUCUCGUUUCAGGAUCCAACAACAACUAGUCGAGUCAGCUUCGGGCCAAUCCUUCAUCGUUGCAUGGUAAUAAAAACCCAUUCUUCUGUCUUUUUCUCUACUUUGUGUUGUUAUAAGGGAUUGAAGAUGAGUUCAUCUGUGUUGUUGUCAGGUUUGUGGAGAGAUUUACGGACAAAGGAGAAGUUGCGACAUGGGGAGACGCACGUUACAUAAACAGAAAAGACCUUUGCAGGAAGACCCACAAGAUCAUGGUGUUUCGGCAAGACGAAGAGCAAGGGAUUGGUCCUUAUACCGAUGACAUUGGCGAUCUCUGCAUUUUCUUGGGCGAGAAUGAAUCUUUCUGUCUCUCUGCCAAGGACUUCCCUGGUCUUAACCCUAACUCUGUCUACUUUGCUGGACAUAGUUCCGGUUUUGGCAUAUGUGAUCUCGCCUCUCGCACCAUACGUUAUCUCUCCGACUCUACUCCACCACCCGGUCGCAUGUUUUGGCUUCCUCCCACAAUGUGCUAAUAAGAGAGAAGGUUUUUGUCUUCAAAUAUCGAUCAUCUCGCAUUAUUAAUAUAGGAUGUGUUUUGUACGAUCAUCAUUAUCCCUAUCUAUCUUUAUGUUGUUGAUUUGGUGUU